AUCAUUUAUUCUUUAUUCAGUUUGAGGCGCGGCAGGUUGUCAGAGAUCAGCUGUGCUUCUCUGGCCUCAGCUCUGAAGUCCAACCCCUCCCAUCUGACAGAGCUGGAGCUGAGCUUCAACUACCUGCAGGAUUCAGCAGUGAAGCCUCUGUCUGAUCUUGUGGAGAGUCCACACUGCAGUCUGCAGACUCUGAGGAUAUUCCCACAAACAAUAGUGAUGAAGAAACACUCUGCAGCAGAUGUUACAGCAGGAGUCACACGAGCAACCAGCUUACCUGACAAACUUUCCAAAAAUCAAGAAGAUCAAACUUCCAUCUCAAAUAAACAGGCAACAGCAGAUGAGGAGUUAUCUUCCUCCCUCUGCAGUUAUUCUGGCCCAUGGGAUGAAUCAUCUGACAGCCCUGUUAGAGGAUUUCUCUGUGCUGAUGAUGGUGGGUCCAGCUUUAAUAAAUCAAGUUGCUCUCAGUCCAUAGUCCCAAGUGUUACUGGCCCUCCACGUCCACAAGGCAUGCCUGCGGUCCUCCAGGACUCAGCUGUAAACUACUCAGUAACAAACACCCAGCCAACUCUUUCUCACCUCCAAACCAUCUCCUCAGAUCUUGGUUCAAGUAGAAGAGACUUGAGCUGUUUGCCUCGUUCUCACAGCGUUCCCUCACUGAGUCCAUCAAACUCUACAAAGAGUGAGACCUUCACACGAGCAAACAGCUUACCUGACAUGCUGCUAAAAAACAGCUUUGAGGAGUUCACACCUGAUAUCGAUGAAGACGAUGAAAGCUACAGGUUCCAGUGCUCCUGCCCAGGCCUGUACCAGUGCAGUGUUACAGGCCUGGUGUUCCACAUGGAGGGAGAAGGGGACGUGGAUUACAGGACUGUCCCUUGGAACAGGAGACGACUGGCCCAGCAUCACAAGAAGCCUGCAGGACCCCUGUUUGACAUCAAAUGUGUGCAGCAGUCUAUGCGUCAGCUUCACCUCCCACACUGUGAGAUCCGCUCCACAGGUGGAUGUGACUUCCUGUCAGUUGCUCAUGUGAAUGAUGAGGCCAUCGAGUUUAUCACCCCUCAUAAGAUAACAGAGACUCAUGUGGUUAUAAACAUCACAGGGUUUUCUGGUUUCGGUAAUGUCAAGGAUGAAGACUCACCACCUGUCCCGGUCCGAGCGCUGGUUCUGCUCUUCUACAGGCCCCCGGUUGAUCCUGAUCCUGACUCACUCCUCAAUGUGUUGUUGCUACCAGACCAGAUCAAAGUCAGGAAUGUGAAGCGCAUCAGGAAGAAGGAUGUUGGAGAAGAGACCUACAUAGAGGCAUCCCCACAGUGUAAACUGCACCCAGAGCAGAAAUACACACUGUCCACUUGUCCUGAAGAUGACUCAGUUCUAGUUCAACCAAAAGAAGCCGAAUUUGACUGUGACAACUACGACAACUUCUUCUCAUUAUUCCAGGUGUAUUUAGAAAAACCCAUGAAACACAUUAAGCUGCUUCUGAGAGACACCAACAAAGUCACUGUCUGGGAAAGACGAGUUUGUCUUCGGUCCACUGGAGGAAAAAGGUCCUGUGUGCAGGGCAGUUCAGAUGACAGCCUGUUGGACAUACGGAGCAGCUUCAUCGACAGGAUAUCAGGACCUGUUCUCCAAAGUCUGGUGGACAAAAUGUUUGAGAAAAAGGUGAUGACUGAUUCUGAGAGGGAGUCAGCGGAUGAGAUCCAGAACAAAAGAGACAAAGCUCGUUUUGUUUUCGACACAGUGAGGAAUAAAGGUGAAGCUGCCAGCUCAGAGAUGAUUGACUUUCUCUGCGAGGUCGACCCCUUCCUGUCUGAACAUCUCGGGUUGAUGUGAAUCUCAAUGAACAGGUGAUGGAUGUAUUUAGAAAAUGUAUUUGUAAAUAUUUGAAUUGUAUCUCACCAAACGUUAGAUGUACUGAUGUAAAUAGAUAUAAAUCAUAAGAGCUUAAUAGUGCAGAUGGUUAGUUAAACUGUGUUUCCUGUUGACGUGUGAACUGUCGUUCAUGUUCUUCGGGGAAUCACCCUGAUCUCAAGAUUGAACAUGAUCUCAAGAAAAUAGUUGAGCAAUGACAAUCAGUGUCCUUUUUGCAGACAGUGGACAGGAUGAUAAAAUAACAGCAGAAAGAAUAACUGUGCAUGUAUCAGAGCAGAUGGGAUUGGAUGUCAUUACUCUGUAUAAAGAUAAAGACUAGACCAUGAACUCAGUUUAAAAUGUUGAACAGGUUGAUUCUAAAGUUUUAGAGAGAGAAAGUCUUGACUUCUUCAUCAGCAGCAUUUAACCAGAGAUUCAUUUAAUUUCACAUCAUGUGUUUGAAAUCAGUGCAUGGAUUUUGUCCUAUAAGCCUUCUUAUUCUCUUUACAUGUACAAGAGCGCCCCCUGUCUCACCUUGUUAAUCUUGUAAACUGCAGUGAUAUGAACAUUUACCAAUAAAACCCAGAUGUGUUGUAAACCUG
Molecule: messenger RNA, 2450 nt
Organism: Larimichthys crocea (large yellow croaker)
Lineage: Eukaryota; Metazoa; Chordata; Actinopteri; Sciaenidae
Product: NACHT, LRR and PYD domains-containing protein 1b allele 3
Exons: 2
Coding region: 217-1830 (537 amino acids)
Biological process (GO): regulation of apoptotic process
Source: RefSeq, a predicted model, not a curated record